CCUCAUGCAGUCACCCAGCUCUAUGUGGCAGGGAGGGACAUCACGGAGCACCUCAUCCAACUCCUCUUUCCGAGAGCAUGUAUUUUUCCUCGCACACUGAACAAGGCCUUGGUGAAUGAUAUUAAAGAGAAGCUGUGUUAUGUUUCUUUGGAGCCAGAGAAAGAGCUAUGCAAGCCACCUAAGGAAGUCUUUCGAGAAUACAGACUUCCCGAUGGGAAUGUCAUCCACAUUGACCACCAAUUAUACCAAGCACCAGAGGUUCUCUUUGCACCUGACCAGCUAGGCAGCCAGAGUCCAGGACUCUCAACAAUGGUCUCCAGCAGCAUUAUGAAGUGUCCUGGUGAUAUACAGAAGAACGUUUUUGCAGACAUUGUACUCUGUGGGGGAACCACACUUAUUCCUGGACUGAAGGAAAGGCUCACAAAAGAACUAGAUCAACAGGUUUCCAAAGGAACACCCAUCAAGAUCAUGACUUCUCAAGAUAGAUGUUUUUCUGCAUGGAUUGGUGCAUCCAUAAUGACCUCUGUAAGCUCUUUCAAGCAGAUGUGGGUCACUUCUGAAGAUUUCAAGGAGUUUGGUGCAUCUGUAGUUCAGAGAAGAUGCUUUUAA
Molecule: messenger RNA, 609 nt
Organism: Otolemur garnettii (small-eared galago)
Lineage: Eukaryota; Metazoa; Chordata; Mammalia; Primates; Galagidae
Product: actin-related protein T1-like
Exons: 1
Biological process (GO): regulation of DNA-templated transcription
Cellular component (GO): nucleus
Molecular function (GO): chromatin binding
Source: RefSeq, a predicted model, not a curated record